CUCACCUCUCUCAAACUCUGCAACUAAAAUUCAAUCUUCUUCUUCAAAAUGUCCAAGAAAAACAGUAAUGUGGGUCGUAGGGCAUGGAACCUUCUGCGUCUAGCAAUCAUCUGGGCCAGAAAAGGCGGAGUUUUCAAGCGGAGGUUUCUCAUGGACUUCCGCCUUGUGCCCAAGUUCAUCAAGAGUCUCGGCCACGAGGCCACGCCUCGUGGCCAUCUGCAUUAUGGCGAGCAUGAGCUCUCCUUUGACGAGACCUCGAUUUUCAACGUCAAGAUGCACCGCCCGGCCUCCUUGCGCUUCCACUUCCCCUGCAUUACCGCCCCGCCUGUUGACUUCGAAUAUGAGUUUGAUGGCGACGGUGAUAGUGAUGGCAACAGCGAUGAAGUUUGUAGCUACGAGGAAGGGCGGAGGAGUUCGGGAUACAGUGGGGACGAGGAGAAGGAGGAGGAAGAUGGGAUUGAUCUGAGAGCUGAGAAGUUCAUAGCUGAGUUCUAUGAGCAAAUGAAAAUGCAAAUACAGAUUUCUUCUUCGCAAUGUGUUCAGAAUCUUUGAAUAAAAUAAGGGUUUUGGUGAUGGAUUUUUGGGAGUUGUUUUCAAAUUACUUAUACAAGACAAUAUGUUUUCUUUUCUUGAAGUUUUGUGUAAACUUUUUUUUUUAUUUUUCGAAAUUUGUUUGUAAAUACCGGAAGCUUCCACCUGAGAUGUACAAUUUGCUUGAAUAAAGAGAGAUUUUGAUUC
This is a messenger RNA of Momordica charantia (bitter melon), 738 nucleotides long. RefSeq names its product cotton fiber protein. Lineage: Eukaryota; Viridiplantae; Streptophyta; Magnoliopsida; Cucurbitales; Cucurbitaceae. The record is from RefSeq and is a predicted model, not a curated record.